GUACGGACGCUGUUUGUCAGUGGCCUUCCAGUUGAUAUCAAACCGCGGGAGCUUUACCUGCUCUUUAGACCUUUUAAGGGUUAUGAAGGUUCACUGAUUAAGUUAACAUCAAAACAGGGUAUCCGUUUUGACCCCGAAAGUCCCCAGACCCUGCGCUUAGAGUUUGCUAAAGCCAACACGAAGAUGGCAAAGAGUAAGCUGAUGGCCACACCGAACCCCACAAAUAUCCACCCCGCUCUAGGAGCUCACUUCAUUGCACGGGACCCAUAUGACCUGACCGGGGCAGCUCUGAUCCCGGCCUCCCCGGAUGCCUGGACCCCGUACCCCCUCUACACCACGGAGCUGACCCCCGGCCUCCCCCACGCCGCCUUCAGCUACCCGGCGGCCGCCGCCGCCGCCGCCGCGCUGCACGCCCAGAUGCGCUGGUACCCUACUCCCUCCGAGACUUCCCAGCCUGGAUGGAAGUCACGGCAGUUUUGUUAG
Messenger RNA from Menidia menidia (Atlantic silverside), 483 nucleotides. The record is from the annotation of a GenBank genome assembly. NCBI's taxonomy places the organism in Eukaryota, Metazoa, Chordata, Actinopteri, Atheriniformes, Atherinopsidae.